AUGUUGACCAUUGACACUGAGGACAUAGUUGUUGGAGGAUACCCAGAUAUCGUCGCCAUGUGCCAGGAUUUGCAGAACAUGGGCGAGCAAAAUAGUUUAAUCUCUCGUGCAAACCAUUUGCCCAAGGAUGUGUUGCUUGCAGCCAAUGAGAUUUGCAAAAGUUUGCAUGGUGAGGAAGGUCCUGAUGGAAAGAUUACUUUGCCCGCAACGUUCAAUGUCAUCAAUAUGAUCGGUUGGAAAAAGAGUGAAACCCAACCUCAGCCUUUGGCCAGAGGCACGGGCCAAGUCAAUCUCAAGGAUAUCUUGUAA
Candidozyma duobushaemuli is the source of this 309-nucleotide messenger RNA. RefSeq lists its product as uncharacterized. The record is from RefSeq and is a predicted model, not a curated record. Gene Ontology annotation, cellular component: mitochondrion. The transcript has a single exon. Gene Ontology annotation, biological process: mitochondrial respiratory chain complex I assembly. The coding region runs from base 1 to 309 and encodes 102 amino acids. NCBI's taxonomy places the organism in Eukaryota, Fungi, Ascomycota, Pichiomycetes, Serinales, Metschnikowiaceae.